AGCACUGAAGCGAGAACUGGGUCCACUACUUCAGGAGUGAAAAUCAAUGUCUCCAGUUUGAUGAGAAGUUCACAUCAUAAAUGGCUUCAAGUUUAGUGCAUCACAAAGGAAGAACUGAAGAUAGGAUCAGUGGGAUGCCAGAUGCAGUUCUUUGCCACAUUCUCUCCUUCCUUUUCACCAGAGAGGCUGUACAGACCAGUGUUUUGUCUCAUAGAUGGAAGAAUGUGUGGGCUUCUGUUCCCGUUCUAGAUUUAGAUGAGGAAGAACAUGAUACGCAUAUAUAUCCCGAAGAUAACCCGGAUUGGUUUGCACAGUUUGUGACUCGUGUGCUUUUGUUUCGUUGCUCGGGAGACAUUCAUAGGUUCCGUCUUUUCACUAAGGGGAUGGAUGAUGUUUCUCUUGUUUAUGCUUGGAUUUCCACUGCCAUUAGGCGUAAUGUUGUGGAGCUUGAUCUUACUGUCAGCACACUUUCAGACCCAUGUUUUGAGAUCCCCAAAAGCCUUUUCAUGUGCAGCACAUUGGUCCAUUUCAAGUUGUGGCUGCAUGAAAAUAUUAGGGUCAUGACUCCUACUAGUUCAAAUUGUUUCCCGAGCCUCAAGUUCCUUCAUGUUACAGUUCGUUGUCCUGAUUCUGACUCAAUGGAGAAGCUCUUUUCUCGUUUACCUGUGCUUGAAGAGCUGAUUAUAGAUGGAGAGCUUAUAUACACAACAGCUUUCAAUCUUGACAUAUCUGCACCCAAACUGAAGAGACUACAAAUUGAGCUAAAUGUCCGUAAGUAUGGUAUGAAUUUUGCUGCUAAUGACUUUGUAUGCCAAAUUUUCGUUAAUGUUGAUGCUCCAAAUCUUGAAGAGAUAGAUAUCUGCUUUGAUGCUCUGGUGAGCUUUUCUUUGAAGAACGCCAAAUGUCUACACAAAGCGAAUAUAGGAUUCUUUUGUGUGCAAGAGCUUAAGAAGCAUGAUCGUUUCCUUGGCCUAGCUGAUCGCAUACGUCAGAUUUUCGCUGGAAUUUGUGAUGCUAAGUACCUGACAGUUAAUACUCCACUUCUGACGGCCCUUGACGUUGGACAUCAACAUCUUCUGCCUAUGUUUAAUAAUUUGAACUACUUGGAACUACAGCUUCAUACUUGUCGAAGUCUGCAAUCACUGGCAACUGUGCUCAAAAUAUCUCCACAUUUGGUGCAUCUGAAGAUAUCACGGAAUAGGAAACAGAUGUAUGCCAAUGUCGAUGAGGGUGAGCUUGAACCUGGAUGGGACGAACCAGAGUCUGUGCCUGUUUGUUUGAUUUCACACCUCAAGACUAUUUGCCUAUGGGAUUUUCAGGGGUGUCCAGAUGACAUGGAAGUUGCAAUGUACUUGGUGAAGCAUGGCAAGGCGUUGAAUAAGGUGACUAUUUCUAAUCACUUCUGUCAAGACAAAGAGAUCGAGAUACAGUCUCCUAUUGCCUUGUGGUCGAAAUUUUCAAAGUUCCCCAGGGGUUCCAAGACUUGUAAAAUUCAAUUUCAGACAAUCAUUUGA
Fragaria vesca subsp. vesca is the source of this 1514-nucleotide messenger RNA. Its product is annotated as F-box/FBD/LRR-repeat protein At4g00160-like. The record is from RefSeq and is a predicted model, not a curated record. The transcript has 4 exons. Bases 81 to 1514 code for a protein of 477 amino acids. Gene Ontology annotation, molecular function: protein binding. NCBI's taxonomy places the organism in Eukaryota, Viridiplantae, Streptophyta, Magnoliopsida, Rosales, Rosaceae.